AUGGGCGGCGGCGUCAUUGGUUUCAAAAUUCUGUUGAUUUUCUGUUGUGGGGUUCUGUUUCUGCGGGCUAGAACUGAACCCAUUGAAGAUAAGCAAGCUUUGCUUUACUUUGCGAAUAACAGUUCACACUCCCGGCCUCUGAAUUGGGAUGUGAGGACUUCCGCUUGCAAUUACUGGGUCGGCGUCACGUGUAACCAUGAUCAAUCCAGAAUCAUUGCGGUUCGGUUGCCCGGAUUUGGUUUCCGGGGAUCUGUUCCUCCGAACACUCUCAGUCGGUUGUCGGAGCUUCAGAUCUUGAGUCUCAGAUCAAAUGCUUUUACUGGGCCUUUCCCUUCUGAUUUAGCCCAACUCCGCAAUCUGACUUCCCUGUAUCUUCAGUUCAAUAGAUUUCAGGGUCCGCUGCCUGAGAAUUUUUCGGUUUGGGAAAAUCUGUCUGUUCUCAAUCUCUCCGGCAAUGCUUUCAAUGGUACUAUCCCUUCCUCCAUCUCCAAUUUGACUCAUUUGACUACUUUGAUUCUUUCCAACAACUCAUUUUCGGGUGAUAUCCCUGAUCUGAAUAUUCCUAGUCUUCAGCUACUAGAUCUUUCUCAUAACAAGCUGACUGGAAACGUGCCUCCGUCUCUUAGUAGAUUUCCUAGUUCUGCUUUUUCCGACAAUAAUCUUAAUAAUACACAUGAAGUUUCUGUACCACCGGUUCUUCCUCCAAUUGAGCCGCCGAAGAAGCAUUCGUCACGUCUUAGUGGUACUGCAAUACUAGGGAUCAUAAUCGGAGCUUGUGCUGUGGGUUUCGCCUUGAUUGCUGUUCUGCUCAUCUUUUGCUAUACCAAUAAGGAAACCUCUCCACAGCCAAAGUUACCUCAGAGAGGAGGAACUUUUAAGAAAGACAAGAAUGCGGUUUCGGGAAGUCAUGAUGGAGAUGGCAGGCUAAUAUUCUUUGAGGGUUGUAGCCUUGCUUUUGACCUUGAAGAUCUGCUGAGGGCUUCUGCUGAGGUGCUUGGGAAGGGAUCGUUUGGAACGACUUAUAAGGCGGCAUUGGAGGACGCAAAUAUAGUUGCGGUGAAGAGAUUGAAGGAAGUCACUGUGGGGAAACGAGAGUUUGAGCUCCAAAUGGAGGUGGUUGGAAACUUGAGGCAUGAAAACGUGGCUCCAUUAAGGGCGUAUUAUUAUUCCAAGGACGAGAAGCUCAUGGUGUAUGAUUAUUACUCUCAAGGGAGUGUGUCUGCUCUAUUACAUGCGAAAAGGGGUGAAAAGCGGAUUCCUUUAGAUUGGGAAACCCGUGUUCGGAUUGCAGUUGGUGCUGCAAGGGGUAUUGCUCAUCUUCAUCAGCAAUCUUCUGGAAAGCUGGUUCAUGGAAACAUAAAAGCCUCCAACAUUUUCCUGAAUUCCCAGCAAUAUGGUUGUGUGUCCGAUCUUGGCUUGGCCACACUAAUGAAUCCAGUAGCUCCACCAGUGAUUCGAACUGCAGGUUACCGUGCACCAGAAGUCACUGACACCCGCAAAGCCUCUCAGGCAUCAGAUGUCUACAGCUUUGGGGUUCUGCUGCUUGAACUUCUGACUGGAAAAUCACCUAUACAUCAGGCAGGCAGCGACGAAGUUAUCCAUUUGGUCAGGUGGGUUCAUUCUGUUGUUCGUGAGGAGUGGACUGCUGAAGUAUUUGACAUAGAACUUCUGAGGUAUCCUAAUAUAGAAGAAGAGAUGGUGGAGAUGUUGCAGAUUGGAAUGACAUGUGUAACAAGAAUGCCAGAUCAGAGACCAAAAAUGAUCGAUGUAGUUAAGAUGGUAGAGGAUAUUAGAAGGGUCAAUACAGGAAAUCGGCCAUCUACUGAUGGAAGAACAGAAGAAUCAACUCUCACCUUGACGCCUUCAUCUGUGGAGAUGGCAUCAUCUUCUAUUCAACAGUAG
Messenger RNA from Oldenlandia corymbosa var. corymbosa, 1902 nucleotides. NCBI's taxonomy places the organism in Eukaryota, Viridiplantae, Streptophyta, Magnoliopsida, Gentianales, Rubiaceae. The record is from the annotation of a GenBank genome assembly.